Molecule: messenger RNA, 1212 nt
Organism: Asparagus officinalis (garden asparagus)
Lineage: Eukaryota; Viridiplantae; Streptophyta; Magnoliopsida; Asparagales; Asparagaceae
Exons: 8
Coding region: 1-1212 (403 amino acids)
Source: RefSeq, a predicted model, not a curated record
AUGACGGGUCUGAACGAAUACAUCCGGAAGGAGAUGAAGCUAUUCACGGUCGAGUCUAUUGCAGAGGCAAGCGUGAAAGCUAUUGCCAUCGAAGGCAAGCAAAAGAAGAGAAACGAGGCAAAAGGAGAUGCAAAACAGACGGGAGAGGAGUCUAGUGGUUCCAAACAUAAGGAGGAAAAGAAAGCAAUCAUCUCCUUCUGUUCUAAUUCAACAAAAGGUCAAGGAUUUUCCGAAUCAGGGCUUGCUUCAAUUCUUCGUAUUGCUCCUUUUUCUGUUUCAUCAGAAGACCACAUUCUAAUACAUGAGAGUAGAAACACCAAAUAUAAUCAGUUGAAUGUUGAUCAGAAGAGAACUUACAUUCAGAAGGUCAUUGAUAAUAAUAUAAAGAGGAAAAGAAAUGAUUUAGCUGGCAGUAGUACCAAUAGCAAGGGAAAACGUAAGAUUGAUUUAUUUUGUGGAGCGCAACAGCGAGAAUAUGAGCAUGGAGGAACAAUGGCAUCCACCAACGAAGCACAAAUUCCACACAUCCAAAUACGCCAACUAAAAAAAUUUCAAAGAGAGUGGACGAUUCAUGUUGUUAUCCUAAGAACAAUUGAGUCAUCUUAUGAGAACAACAAAGGAUCAGGCAAAAUACUAAAAUUAAUUUUUGCUGACUCAGAGGGGAAAAAAAUACAAGGUAUUAUGUUUGGAGAAACUAUUGAAAUGUAUAAGCACAUGCAUCAGAAGAAUCAUGUUCUUUACAUCUCAAAUGGAGAAGUCAAACCAAUAAACCCACUCUAUGGAAAUGUACAUGAGUCAAUUGAGUUGACAUUGACUAAGAACAUUUCUAUCAAAGAAUCAAAUGCAAAUUUCCAAUUUGAUAAGAUAUUGAACAACUUUAUCUCAAUCAAAGAGGCAAUUUCCAACGAGGAUACAAGGAAUAUAAAUGUUCUUGCAAUGAUAGCAAAUGUCAAGCCUAUGAUCAAGUACGUUACAAGAUAUAAUAAGGCAGACACAAGGCGGGACAUAAUUAUAGUAGACAAAGAUGAGAUAACAUUAUCUGUAACUUUAUUCGGAGAUUUAGCUGGCAAUGAAGGUUCAAUGAUUGAAGGAAAUAUGCAUGAGCCAACUAUAAUUGCGUUAUCAGAUUUUAAAAUAGCAUUGUACAACGGGGAGAUGUGCUUGACUUCGCAAAUUGCAUCUACAAUAUGUAUCAACCCUGAAAUACAGUAA